Molecule: messenger RNA, 4128 nt
Organism: Closterium sp. Yama58-4
Lineage: Eukaryota; Viridiplantae; Streptophyta; Zygnematophyceae; Desmidiales; Closteriaceae
Source: the annotation of a GenBank genome assembly
AUGCACGACGUUGGGUGGCAUUUUUUGUCCGUAGCGACCAACGCGUCGUGCUCCAGCAAGGAUCAGGCGUUUGCAGCGGGAUACGCGGAGGGGCAGCUGACGUCACUCCCCAUGCAGCAGCAUUUCGUUAACGAGUUCGGCAAGUUAAAACGCUCCCCGCGCCUGCUGCAGUACCUGCAAACGAAUCGCGCUUAUAUGGAGGAUAUGGUCGCUGCCGCCGAGGCUGGUGAUGUGGCGGACGGCGACGAUCGGACGUUCUGGUGGCAGGUGGGUUUGGUGUUGGAGCAGGUGAGGGGGCUGCACAUGGGCUUUAACGACGCAGUCAAGCCUGAAGAGAGGCUGGAAGCCAUUGACUUCGACAUUAUGAAUCUGCACGGGGACAUCCAGGAUCUACAGUACGUACUCGAUAUAGCGCAUGCUGCACACGCAGACAUUGCCAGCGGUGAAGCGGAGGGAGGCAACAAUGGAAACAGGAGUGAUGAGACCAAUGGGAGCAGUAGUGGGGUCGGCAGUCAGGGCAUCAAUGGGGGAAGCAGGGAGGGCAACAGGAGGGGCGAGGGUGUGAAGGAAAGACUUAUGCUGGUUUUUCCAGAUGCAUGCUCUGCCAUAAUCAAGCUACUGCCUGGUAACGCUGACCUGCUCACGGCUCAAGCCACGUGGACUCGCCUCGAGACAAUGCUGCGCAUCUAUAAGAUCUACGAUUUCUCAUUCCAGCUCAAUCCACCAAUCAACAUCAACGCUGCUGCCACUGCCACGUCAGCUGCUGACGUCAUCCCGGGUCGUGCCAUGUCAUUCGCCAGCUAUCCCGGCCGUCUAUUUUCCGGCGACGAUUUUUACAUCACCAGUGCCAGGCUGGCGAUUCUGGAGACCACCAUCGGGAAUGACAACGCUGAGCUGUAUCGGCGCUACGUGAGGGCCAAUGGCACGGUCCUCGAGUGGAUCCGCAACGUGGUGGCCAACCGCGUGGCGAGCAGUGGGCGUCAGUGGGUGGACGUGUUCUCGCGGCACAACAGCGGCACGUACAACAACCAGUGGAUGGUCGUCCACUACAAGCGCUUCCACCCAGGCCUACCUCCCCCAGAUGACACCCUCUGGGUGCUCGAGCAGCUGCCGGGGCACAUUGUAGCGGAGGAUAUGAGCGCCCACUUGCGUGACGAGGGCUACUGGGCGUCGUACAACAACCCGGCCUUCCCUGCCAUCUUCAACCUCAGCGGAUUCGCAGAUCUGGAGCGGCGCCAUGGCUCGUGGUUCUCCCACUCACAGUGCCCCCGAGCCAAGCUGUUUCGCCGGGACCACCGCAAGGUGGUGGACGUGGCAUCACUGCAGCGUCUCAUGCGAUACAACGACUACAAGCACGACCCACUCUCCGCCUGCAACUGCACCCCCCCUUACUCUGCAGAGAUUGCAAUUGCUGCUCGUGGGGAUCUGAACAAGGCAGAUGGGCAGUAUGAGUUGCCGUUCCUGGGCCUCAGGGACCACGCUGAGACUGACACCAAGAUAACCGGGUACCACAUGUUACAGCACAGCCUGGCAGCACUGGCAAUAAGCGGGCCCACAUACGACCAGCAGCCACCGUUCCAAUGGAGCAAAUCACCCUUUGCUAACGUCUCCCAUCUGGGCCAUCCGGACCUCUUUCUCUUCCCAUGGCUCACCAUCAACUACGGCAUGGAGGGCACUGGCACCAGUCCAGAGGGCAUCACGAGCAGUAUGGAGGGCACCAGCGGCAGUAGACUAAGAGGCGGGGCUUCUCGCAAGUCCCCCGCAUCCACCUCUGCCCGCGGAAAGGCUUCCCCGGCCGCCGCCGCUUCCCCCGCUUCCCAGCGCCGAGCUUCCGACAGUCCCAGCGUUGCUGAGGUUCCUAUCGCUGCGUCGCCGCUCGCUCUGCCUGGGAAAUCUCCUGGAAAAUCUCCUGCAAAAUCUCCUGGGGGUCCUGCUGCGGUUGACGGGUCGCCAGGGCAGAUUGGCAGACAGCUGAGGAGCCAGAAGCCUGGAGAGUCUCCGAGCCUGCCGAACGGAGGGUCACCGAAUCCUCGGGGAAGGAAGCGAGGGUCGUUAGACGGGGAGAAGGACGCUAAGAGGCGGAAGUCAAGCGAGAGGGGCAAGGGAGCCGCAUCACCAGCAGGAAAGGCCGCAUCGCCAGCAGCACGCAGAGCAGGGAAGGCAGGGAAAGCGGGGAAAGAAGGGGAAGCGGGGGAAGGAGGGGAAGGAGAGGAAGCAGAGGAGACGGUAAAGCUGGAAAAGGCUGACGAGGCUGUAGAGAGAGAGGACGAGGGGGACGCGGGCGAAGAUCAGGGGGUUUCAGGCGAGGAGUCUCCGGCAGAAGGGGAGCAGCAACGGCGGGGCGCGCGCAGAGCACGCGGAGAAGGCAGGGGGGCAGCGGGAGGCGCAAGCAGAGGCGCAGGGGCUCGCGGACGGGGUCGCGGACGGGGGAGAGGGGGAAAGGCUGGCGCUGGGCUUGUUUCCCCUGACCGCCCCAUGUCCCCAGGGGGAGCGGCAGGCGCGGGGAAGGGGAGAGGCCCCAGGAAGCGGUCCCCUGCUCCCCCUAUCCAUGCUGAUGGGGAGGCAGGCGGAGCGGGGAAAGGGGGAAGGGGCGGGGGAGGUGCUGGGGGCGGGGGGGCUGCGGGAGGGGCGGGGAGAGGCGGGGAGGAGCUGCAGGAGGUGGUGCAUGAGGCUGGGGCGGCGGGGAGUGCGAUUGUGAGGGAUGAGAAGGCGUUGGACUCGGUUGUGAAGGUGUUCUGCGUGCACACUGACCCUAACUUCUCCCUCCCCUGGCAGCGCAAGAGACAGUACAGUUCCAACAGCAGCGGGUUCAUCAUUGAGAACCGCCGUGUGCUCACCAACGCGCACUCGGUGGAGCACCACACGCAGGUGAAGGUGAAGAAGAGGGGGUCAGACACCAAGUACCUGGCAACGGUGCUUGCUGUGGGCACUGAGUGCGACAUAGCGCUGCUCUCGGUGGAGGAUGACGAGUUCUGGAAGGACGUGCAGCCACUCAAGCUGGGAUCUCUCCCGCACCUCCAGGACCCGGUAACAGUUGUUGGUUACCCGAUAGGCGGCGACACAAUCUCAGUGACGAGCGGCGUGGUGUCGCGCAUAGAGGUGACAGCGUACGUGCACGGGGCGUCGGAGCUGCUGGGCGUGCAGAUCGAUGCUGCCAUCAACUCGGGCAACUCGGGCGGGCCGGCGUUCAACGCGGCGGGCGAGUGUGUGGGAAUUGCCUUCCAGUCGAUGCGCGGGGACGAGGCGGAGAACAUCGGGUACAUCAUUCCCACGCCCGUCAUCAACCACUUCAUCUCCGACUAUGAUCGCAACGGCCACUACACCGGGUUUCCCAUCCUGGGAGUGGAGUGGCAGAAGAUAGAGAAUCCAGACAUGCGCAAGGCGCUGGGGAUGGAGGCGGGGCAGAAGGGCGUGAGGGUGAGACGGGUGGAACCCACCUCGCCUGCCGCGCAGCUGCUGCAGACAUCCGACAUCAUACUGUCCUUUGAUGGCGUUGCUGUUGCUAAUGACGGCACAGUGCCAUUCCGCAAGGGUGAGCGCAUAGGCUUCAGCUACCUGGUGUCUCAGAAGUACGAGGGCGAGACGGCGCAGAUCAACGUGCUUAGGGCCGGCAAGGUGCUUCAGCUGGAGGUGGAGCUGAGGAGGCACAAGCGGCUCGUGCCCGUGCACAUCGCAGGGCUGCCCCCGUCGUACUUCAUCGUUGCGGGAAUUGUCUUCACCUGGGUGACUGUGCCGUACCUUCGGGCAGAGUACGGCAAGGACUAUGACUACGAUGCGCCGGUGAAGCUGCUGGAUAAGCUGAUGCACCGCAUGAGGCAGUCAGAUGAUGAGCAAGUAGUGGUCAUCUCACAGGUGUUGGUGGCGGAUGUGAACAUCGGGUACGAGGACGUGGUGAACACACAGGUGGUGGCUUUCAAUGGCGUGCCCGUGAAGAACCUGCUGCAGCUCGCUCGCCUCGUGGAGGAGUGCACCGAGCCCUUCAUGCAGUUUGACCUCGACUAUGAUCAGGUGUUGGUGCUGGAAACAGCAAAGGCCAAGGAUGCGACACCUGCCAUUCUUGAGAUGCAUUGCAUCCCAUCCCAUUGCUCCAAAGACAUCAAAGAAGGCCAUCUGUCCGCGGUUGUGUGA